GAAUCAGUGGGUCACAGUCCUUGCAAGGACCUUCCACUGACAUUAUUAAUGCAGAUUAUUAAUGAUAUGUGUAAUGUUAUGGUAGUUUCUUAAAUAAAAGGUGCCAUUUUCUUUAAAAUAAAACAGUGAAAUAUCCCCACAAGGUCAACUCUGUCAUUUCUAUCCUCGUGGGGACAUUUGAUUUGGUCCUCAACGAGAUAUAACACACACACACACACACACACAGAGGUACGUGCUCCAGGCUCCAGCAGGCACGCGCGCGCUUUACAAAGGGACGCGCUGGUGCUUUUACACGAACGCGACUGUUGCAUUCAGUGAACAAAGGAUCCAAAAAAACAUCUCCAUCAGGCUGGUCUUCAAACCCAGCGAUCUGUUCCUGCGUAUAGCCUCGAUUCCUAACGUAGUUCUUGCGGUCACGUGACUUGAGGCGCUCGACCUGCUGCGGGAGGCUGAAGGCGCGUCGGGCUGUGCGUUGUGAACGCGUGAACGCACUGAUUUAACGUUUCAUAUUUUCAUCAAAGCCCAUACGAGCCGAGCCGAAGAUCAAGAGCGGCUCCUAAUCAUCAUCAUCAUCAUCAUCAUCAUCAUUAUUAUUAUUCUUUUGGCCGGGCUCUGAGAACAGAGGACACCUGCUCUGCAGAGGAGGACGGCGGAAUGAUGAAGGCGCCACGGCAGCACCGCCACAGUCACCUUGCGCCGAAUGACACGGAGAGCCAAGCCGAGCGGCCAGUGAUGCACAGCGUCUGCAAAUAACGCGCCUGCACACUCGAUCCGCUCGUUACCGACUCCACGGUACUCUAGGGCUCAGAUGAGGUUCGCGUUUGCAUUGCUCCAUUGUCCUGCUCAGCGGUGAGAUUUUACGCUUCUGAAUUUGCGCGCUAAAGACGAGACUGGCACCAUCAACAUAUCCUUACAGGUGUUACGCUAUUCUAAGCUUCGUGUGUUUUGUCUUCUGAGCGUUUUCUCUGAACGGCUCUGUAGAUGCGUGUCUUGCAUAAGUACGAGCGGCGCUGGCCUGUUGGCAUUCUCAUCACUCCUACCCCUAUUUCCCGGUAGCCAUGCCCGAGGUAGGUGGCAGAUAAUGCCCAGGGCGUCGCGAUGGGCCACCACGGCGACGAGAAGGACCGCAUUGUGAUCAACGUGGGCGGCAUCAAGCACCAGACGUACCGCGGCACGCUCCGCACGCUGCCCGGCACGCGCCUCUCGUGGCUCGCUGAGCCCGACGCCGCGAGUCACUUCGACUACGACGCGACGGCUGGGGAGUUCUUCUUCGACCGGCACCCGGGUGUCUUCGCGCACAUCCUGAACUACUACCGCACGGGCAAGCUGCACUGCCCGGCGGAUGUGUGCGGUCCGCUCUACGAGGAGGAGCUCGCCUUCUGGGGCAUCGACGAGACAGACGUGGAGCCGUGCUGCUGGAUGACCUACCGGCAGCACCGCGAGGCCGAGGAGGCGCUGGUCAGUUUCGGCGGCGGCGCGCUGCUCGAUGGCGGUGGCGCACACGAUGAAACCGAGGCAGACGGCGGCACGCACGAGGCGCCCGCCGAAGGGGACGAGGGAGCGGAAAUGACGCGGCGCCUCGCGCACGGAGACUCGCCCGAAAGCCGCUCAGGCCGCUGGAGCCGAUGGCAGAGGAAGAUGUGGGCGCUCUUCGAGGACCCUUAUUCCUCCAAAUACGCACGGUGGGUGGCUUUUGCAUCUCUGUUCUUUAUCCUGGUGUCCAUCACUACGUUUUGUCUGGAGACUCACGAGGCCUUUAACCCCAUCAUCAACCGCACAGAGAUUGAAAUGGUGGACAAUGAAACCAUAGUGCGUGUUUACCCAGAGACCGAGACCAUGGUGCAGCUCACAUACAUCGAAGGGGUCUGUGUGAUCUGGUUCACCUUUGAGUUUUUAAUACGAGUCACUUUCUGUCCCGACAAACUCAAAUUCAUAAAAAACGCCCUUAACAUAAUUGAUUUUGUGGCCAUCCUGCCUUUUUACCUGGAAGUAGGACUGAGUGGCCUGUCCUCCAAAGCUGCAAAAGAUGUGCUAGGGUUCCUGCGCGUUGUGCGCUUUGUCCGGAUUCUGCGUAUCUUCAAACUGACGCGGCACUUUGUUGGUCUGCGGGUGCUGGGACACACACUUCGUGCCAGUACCAAUGAAUUCAUCCUCCUCAUCAUCUUCCUGGCCCUUGGUGUCCUCAUAUUUGCCACCAUGAUUUACUACGCGGAACGUAUCGGAGCCAACCCUAACGAUCCCCGUGCUAGUGAACACACACAUUUCAAGAACAUCCCCAUUGGUUUCUGGUGGGCUGUGGUCACCAUGACGACGCUUGGCUAUGGUGACAUGUAUCCUCAGACGACAUCAGGCAUGUUGGUGGGGGCGCUUUGUGCUCUAGCGGGUGUGCUGACCAUUGCCAUGCCUGUGCCUGUGAUUGUCAACAACUUUGGCAUGUAUUAUUCUUUGGCAAUGGCUAAACAAAAACUACCGAAAAAAAAGAGCAAGCAUAUCCCACGGGCACCCCAGCUGGGGUCCCCCAACUACUGUAAGUCAGCCAUUAACUCGCCAAGACCCAGCACUCACAGUGAUACCUGCCCUCUGGCCCAGGAAGAAGUCUCCGAGAUUAGAUAUCAAGAUUUUAAAGUGAAUGGAGAGCCGUCUAAAGCGGCCCUGGCCAACGAAGACUGUCCCCACAUCGACCAGGCUGUAUCGCCUGAGGAGGUUUUCAGCCCUGUAGACCGUGAGAGACCCUGUUUCCUGCUCACCUCUGCAGAUCGGGGCAAUCACAUAGGUGCAAGAGUCAGGAAGGGUUAUGAAAAGCCAUGGAGCCAUAGCAGCAUGUCUGGAGGCGUGGCCUCAGUGUCGGCCCUCCCCUGCAGCCCGCCCUGUCUCAUGCAGCAGGCCCACUCCCCCAUCCCAUCCAUCCUGUAGCAUGGACAAGCAAACUAACCAAUCAGAGGCUCCGCUCUGCAGCGCUGCGCUGAGACGCCCGCCCACACUGUGUACCAUCCGUCUCUCAUCAGCCUUCAGUUCUUCAGUAUCACUUUCCCAGCAUUCACAUCUUCUCCUUCUUCUUUUUCUUCUUCUUCCUCCUGUUCUUCUUCUUCUUCUUCUUCUUCUUCUCCUCCUUCUUCUGUCUCUGUCAUGACUCUUCUGGUUUUCUCAUAGCUUUGGUUCUGUUCUCUCAAACAUCUACUGACAUAGUGUUAUUUUCCAUACCGUCUUCUGUAGUCUUCCCCUUCCUUCGUUUCCUCUUCUUCCUCAUCAUGUCUUAUCUCCUGUCCUCUCUCCAGACCCUGCACUCUCAUGAUUUCCCUCUCUCUAUCUCACCAUCCCGUCUUUCCCCAACCUCCCUUCCCCCUUUCACUGUUUAUAAAGCUGUGGUUUUUCAUCAGGUGCUAUCGGACACCACAUUUGAAAAAAAAAAAAAAAAAAAAGAACAAAAAAGACAAUGGCUUUUUCAUAUAAUAUUUCAUAAAGCAUUCAGAAAAUAGCCAUGGAAUAAAAACAGUUAGUAACUCUAACCAAUCAUGAUUUUAGUGAUGCACACAUCACCAACAUAAAUCUAUGACUGAAGAAAACUCAUUUGCAUUGCAUGCCUUGCAUGGGAAACUGAGAAAACAAAUGUAAGUCUAAUGAAAUCAUGUAAGGAAAAUAUUUUCUUUUACAUUUAACAUCCAGAGCUUCUUUACAAAUCUAAUGCAGAUACAGUAUGUUAUCAUUCGAGAUGAUAUAAAUGACAUGUAGCAAUCAGGACAUUUUCUUUGCUGACAUUUUUUGCCUUUCCCCAAACCGUGAGCUUGUGUGCGUUUGAGCACACGCCAUAUUUCUAAUAGUAGCAGUGGUCAGUUUGACCAUCCAGUUUUUCUUCUUGAAAAAGCCUAAAAUGCAAAUAGUGAAAUAAUGCACUUUAACUUUGAUAACCAUCAUUUUGACUUUUAUUAAAAGAGCAGACUUAUUCCACUUCACACCAAUCCAGCUAAGGAGAUUACAAUACAUUUUUGAGUUCAGCAUUUAUUUUUCAUAAAUUCGGUUUCAUACCGUGGUAUUUGGAGUAAUAUUUGUUGUUCUCUGUAGCAAAUCGAAUAUAAAAACGUAUUAUGUAAGAAUAUGUGCACUUCGCAGAAAAAACCUAAAUAUGUAUGUACUUUUGGAGUUAUUUGGGGAAAGGUAAAUGCAUGCACUUUUAUGCAAAAUAAUAAGUACCCUAUGCGAAUGACACUGUAAAUAAAAACAUUGCAUGAAAUAAAUUUUGUAUUGAAUCCA
Molecule: messenger RNA, 4248 nt
Organism: Pangasianodon hypophthalmus (striped catfish)
Lineage: Eukaryota; Metazoa; Chordata; Actinopteri; Siluriformes; Pangasiidae
Gene: kcnc1b
Product: potassium voltage-gated channel, Shaw-related subfamily, member 1b
Exons: 4
Coding region: 1099-2913 (604 amino acids)
Biological process (GO): potassium ion transmembrane transport; protein homooligomerization
Cellular component (GO): neuronal cell body membrane; axon; dendrite membrane
Molecular function (GO): delayed rectifier potassium channel activity; protein binding
Source: RefSeq, a predicted model, not a curated record